Motacilla alba alba is the source of this 826-nucleotide messenger RNA. Its product is annotated as NAD(P)(+)--arginine ADP-ribosyltransferase 2-like. NCBI's taxonomy places the organism in Eukaryota, Metazoa, Chordata, Aves, Passeriformes, Motacillidae. The record is from RefSeq and is a predicted model, not a curated record. The transcript is spliced from 2 exons. Gene Ontology annotation, molecular function: NAD+ poly-ADP-ribosyltransferase activity; NAD+-protein-arginine ADP-ribosyltransferase activity. The coding region runs from base 1 to 750 and encodes 249 amino acids.
AUGGCCCUCCUGGCUCGCACCCUGGCACUGCUGGCAAUGACCAUGGCCACUGUGGCCAUCGAGGUGGUGCCCCUGGACAUGGCCCAGGACUCCUUCGAUGACCAGUACCGGGGCUGUGGCCCUGCCAUGACCAAGGCAUUGCCGUCCAUCUACAAGUUUGAGCUUGAGAAGAAUCCUCUCUUUGCCAAGACCUGGGUGAAGGCCGAGGCUGAGUGGCGCAAGCGGGGCUCCCAUGUGUCCCCUCUGGCGUCCCCAGCCCAGGCCAUCGCUGUCAUGGCCUACACAAUGAAGUACCUAUACAAGGACUUCAACGCUGCCGUGCACACGGCCGGGCACUCCCGCCAAGAAUACCGGAACAACUUCCACUUCAAAUCGUUGCAUUUCCUGUUGACCAAUGCCCUGGUGACACUGAGGCAGUCUCAGAAUGGGCAGUGUCGCCACGUGUUCCGUGGGGUGCGUGACGUUCGUUUCAAGGCACAGCGUGGCCAGAAGGUCCGGUUUGGUCAAUUCACAUCGACGUCCCUGAGCAAAGAGGUUGUCCAGCAUUACGGGACAGACACAAUAUUUGAGAUUGAGACAUGCCACGGCGUGGACAUCCAGGCUUUUUCCUAUGAUCCUAGCAACCGUGAGGUGUUGAUCCCACCAUACGAAACCUUUGAGGUCACCAAAGUCAUCCGGAUUUUUAAGAAGGCACGGAUCAGUCUCCGCUCCACCGGGACCUUCAGCAAACACAACUGCGCAUUGCUGUGAGAUGGGAGCAUCCCCAGGGCGCCCUUGCGCCACAGAGGACUCCUCUUGGUCACCGCAGCCCUGGCAGUGGCCACCG